This is a messenger RNA of Fusarium verticillioides 7600, 1101 nucleotides long. RefSeq lists its product as hypothetical. The transcript is spliced from 3 exons. NCBI's taxonomy places the organism in Eukaryota, Fungi, Ascomycota, Sordariomycetes, Hypocreales, Nectriaceae. Bases 148 to 939 code for a protein of 263 amino acids. The record is from RefSeq and is a predicted model, not a curated record.
AAGCUUAGUUGAGAAAAAUUGGCUUGUGCUGUGAGGAUCUUGCAGAUAUAUAGCCUUGGUCCUCCUUCCAUCCAUCUCUUCUCAUCAACUCACAGCCUCAUCUCAUCACUUCCAAGUCCUCCAAUCGUUAGACUUCACUCGUUCAAAAUGCAUUCUCUCGCUGCAUACACUCUUUUGGCUUCUGCCUCUCUUGCUGUUGCCAUUGAUCCCCGCUUUGAGUUCCCCGACACUGUCCCCCUCGUCAAGCGUCAGCAGCCUGGUACCCCUCAGUACGCCUGCCACGAAGACUGCGGCCUCUUGAUCACUCUUGCUCGUGAUGAUGACGGCUAUUGCGAUAGCGAUGAGUGGAACGAGCGCUACGGCCGCUGCAUGUCGUGCGCCAACACCUACGGCAUCUGGAAGUACUAUGGCAGCGGCGUAGACCGAGUCGCCCAGGAGUGCGGUCUUACCCCGAAGCCCAGCCCCUCUGGCGCCUCUGGUGCAGCUUCUACCACCGCUGAAGCUAAGCCUUCUUCCACCGCUGCUGAGGCCAAGCCCUCGACUACUGCUGUUGAGAAGCCUGCUACCACUAAGGUCGAGGAGGCUGAGACUACCAAGGCUGAGGAGCAGGCUACUGCUACUGAAGAAGCCGAGGUGGAGGCUGCCUCUGAGCAUGCGCAUGAGGAGUCUGAGCAUGCUCACAGUUCCACUGAGGCUGGGCACUCUGAGGCUCAUGAGCAUACUACUCUUGCUACCCACGCUGCUGAGACAACUCAUGCUGCCAAUCCUACCAAGACUCACGAGACUGGUCACACUUCUGUUGAUGAGAUUGGAACUGUUGGUGUUACUGCUACAUCUACUCCUCCCCCCUCAACUGUCAUCGUCAACGGGGCUGCCAAGCAGGUUGGUUUCUCCACUGCUAUGGCUGUCGUCGCCCUGGCCAUGUUCGGUCUCUACUAGGCAAUUAGCUCCUAAAAAGUGCUUGGGGAAUUGUUUUCAGACGGAUGGAAAUGAGUGCAUGAGUAAUGGACUUAUGCUGUACAAGUAGGAGGAUCUAGGGUGUUUUCACUUCUAUAGAUAAUUUUAAUUGAUCAUUUAAUACUUUGAAACUUAAUACUUUGC